AUUGUGGCAACGUUGGAAAUUAGUAAUUAAUAAUUUGUGAAUAAAUGAUUGUAUUUAUUUUUUAUUCAUUCUUUUUUGGUUACUUACUUUUGAUUAUUCACUUAAAACAGAUAAAUAAAACAAUAUCAUGAGUUUGCAAUCAACUGCUGGCAACUUACUCCAACGAGCUGUAGAGUUAGAUGGUAAAAAACGGUACACAGAAGCUUUAAUAUGCUACCAAGAAGGUUUACAAGUGUUAGUGGAUGUCUUGAAGGAACAGGAUGGUGAAAAGCGAGUCUAUUUGCGUGCAAAAGUGGAAGAAUAUAUGAAACGUGCUGAACAAAUAAAAGAACUAAUAGAAAAAUUGAAAAGAGAAGGUAACUUUCAUGAACAAAUUCAUGUGGAAAACGAUUCCAUAGGUCAUAGCUAUAACAGUAUAUUUAGUAGAUUUUUGGAUCAGGAUGUUGAUAAUAUUAGAAUUGAGGAUCCUUACAUACGUACCCACCAUCAAUGUCAAAAUCUUGUUCGAUUCUCUGAAUUGGUGGUAAAGAAAUGUACACAAGUACGUUUUAUUGAGCUUAUUACAGUAAACAGUGGAGCUGAACAGGCCAAAUGGUUAAAUGAAGUGCAGAAUAGCUUGUUGCAGCGCAAGGUCAACCUAAAAAUUACAUAUUCUGAUACUUUACAUGAUAGACAAAUUACGUUGAGCACUGGCUGGAUAAUUAAAAUUGGACGAGGCCUGGACUACUUCAAAGCUCCUCAAACAAAAUUUUCCUUGGGAACGUUUGACUUGGAUUUAAGACCUUGUCACGAAACCACAGUUGAUAUAUUUCAUUCCAAUACAGUUCGGAAUAAGUGAUCUUUUUAAAGUACAUCCAAAGUAGGAUGUAAAAUUAUGUGUAGAUAUUUGUAUGUUGAUUUAAUAAUUUGUGUGUUUUACUACAAAUAAAAAACUUAACCAUUA
Photinus pyralis (common eastern firefly) is the source of this 943-nucleotide messenger RNA. RefSeq names its product MIT domain-containing protein 1-like. The transcript has 3 exons. The record is from RefSeq and is a predicted model, not a curated record. Bases 128 to 838 code for a protein of 236 amino acids. NCBI's taxonomy places the organism in Eukaryota, Metazoa, Arthropoda, Insecta, Coleoptera, Lampyridae.